Molecule: messenger RNA, 2691 nt
Organism: Symbiodinium sp. CCMP2456
Lineage: Eukaryota; Dinophyceae; Suessiales; Symbiodiniaceae
Source: the annotation of a GenBank genome assembly
AUGGAAGGGGUGUCUGCAGCGUGGCUGGCAGAGCUUUUGGACAGGGACGAUGUCAGCAGCGUUGCUUGCGAGGACAUGAGUGGCACCGGCGGUUUCAACUGCCCGAUGACACGCCUGCUUGUAACCUACAACGAUGGUGGCAAGGUUAGCUUGGUGCACAAGCGGCAUGAUGCUGACAAGCGUGACAUGAACAAGCAGCUCGGGCUGGCGAGGGAGGCUCUCUUCUACCAGGCCUUCGCAUCCAACGAGACCUUUCGUUCGAUACUGCCGAAAGUUUGGCAUGCUGAGGGCGACAUGUCCACCGGAGAGAAAACCAUCAUCAUGCAAGAUCUGGGUGAUGCGAUCCAGAGCGGCUACUUCUUCGGGCCCGCGUCUCCUCACAACUGGGACAAGGACCUUCUGCAGAAAACAAGGGGUUUGUCUGCCAAGAUCUCGGCUUUGGACGUGGCAAAGGUCGCUGCCAGAGCAGCAGCGGAGGUGCACGCGUCAUUUUUCCGGGAUAUUCAGCUGGCCAAAGACGGUUUUUCCUGGCUUCGGGGAUCGAGAUGGAUUGCAGGGGAGGGGCAGGCUCUCUGGGAAGCGUACCAGGGGCAAAGCCGAGCCGCGUGGGAGUCCUUGGACUUUGCCAAUUCCGGCGUUGCCUGGGACCCGUUUCUGCGAGAGUGCAUUGAUGCUGCCAUCGGACGCGCCAAGGAGAAAGGUGGAUUUUCGUCGUUUUUGGCUUGGAUGGAGAAAGCACCAUGGAGCCUCGUUCAUGGAGAUUUCCACCCUGCAAACUGCAUGCUACUGGCGCCUGAAGAUCCUGAAGGUGGCCUGCAGGAGUUGAGGUUGAUUCUGCUGGAUUGGGAGAAUGUGGGCGUGGGCUCUGGGCCACAGGAAAUUGCACAGUUCCUCAUAUCGCACAUGGAUCCGGGCCUGCGAGCUACUGUCGAAUCAGAGGUGCUGCAGGAGUACUACCGCUCGCUGAUAUCCCAUAAUCCUCAGAUUGCGGAGGUGAUGAGCUACGAUGAGUGCUGGCGCGAGUAUGUCGCGGGUGGUGCUGGCAAGUGGACCUGGUUUAUGCCUUUACUGGCCACUGGCUGCCCUCCAAAGAUGACCCAGUACUUUCACGACCAACUACUGGCCUUCUUGAAGACUCACAUGCUCACGCCUGAGACGUCGAAGCGCAAGGCGAUUUUCGAGUUACGUUUGGAGCAAGAGCUGGAUCCGUGGGCCGAGGGCCUGUGGACCACGUUAGCCGAGCUGCAGCCGCCUGUGAUGUCAAACGAAGAUGCUGGGGAUGAGCGGUACGAGGUCGAGGAGCUUGGUCAGGCCUUCCAGAACGGCGAUGGGGAUGGAAAUUCGCAGGAUCUUCCAGACGAUGGCUUUUUGGCUGAGGUGGUCGCCAAGCGCAGCUUGUGCAGCGAGAGCCAUGCAUCAGAAGUCCAAGACGUGUGGAACGUCAGACUUCGACUCCCCACAUCAAGGGCUUAUGCUGCAGGAGAUGUGCUUGUAGUGUGGCCCAGAACGGAGCCAAGCCUCGUGCAGCGGUUCGUCGUGGAGACGCUGGAACGGUCUUUGACGGAGUACGUGCGCAUCCGACCCCGGCGUGGCCGCUCCAGCCCCUUUCCUUCGCGACCGCUGAGCCUGCGAGAGCUUUUCAGUCGCUACCUCGAUGUUACUGCCGUUCCCAGCCGCUACUUCUUCCACGUGCUAUCCCUCCACACCCAAGAUGAGCUCCACAAAAAGAAGCUCAGCGAAUUUGCAUCACGCUCUCUGGAAGCAAAGGACGCACUGUAUGAGUACUGCAAGCGUGAGCGCCGGUCGGCUGCUGAGGUCAUGUGGGAUUUCUGGACUGCACGGCCGCCGCUGCGCGCCUUGAUCAGUGCCUUGCCGCUUUUGCGCCCGAGGCGCUACUCCAUUGCAUCCUCCCCCAGGUGGAUCCGACCAUUGCCACUAAGACCAUUUCCGGCCGGAAGACUCGGAGUAUGGCCAUGGCAAGAACAUCUCUGUCCCAGAGAGGAUGGCUUGGGCUCCACCGCUAUCGGGCGAGUCCUGGAAGAGCAGGGUGCCAAAGCUUCGCCUCUGCAGCUUGACCUGUGUGUCGGUAUCGUGAACUCUGUCACAAGGAGCAAUCGCGAAGUCAAGGGGCUGUGUAGCAACUUCUUGAAGGAUGCUGCGGUUGGUGCGCGCGUCCAGUGCAGCCUUGAGGAGGGAAGCUUGAAGCUUCCUCCACCCGAUGUGCCGUUGUUGAUGGUUUGCCCUGGCACGGGGCUAUCGCCUUGCCGAGCAUUGGUGCAGCAGAGGCAUCUUCAGCGCAUGGAGUCAGCAGAUUCUCCAAAGUUGCCUGCCUGGCGCAAGGAUCUGCUAUUCCUCGGAUUCCGGCAUCAAGAAGGCGACUUCUUGUACGGCGAGGAGUGGUCGACAUUCAGCAACUGGCUCUCUGUCCAUGUCGCCUUCUCUCGCGAUCACGAUGAUCGGAAGGUGUAUGUGCAAGACCUCAUCGAAGAGGUCGGCGAGCAUGUUGUUCGCCUUCUCGACGCUGGGGCCAUGGUCUUUGUUUGUGGACGUUCGCACCCAAUGCCCUCACAGGUCUUCGACGCUUUUGUGGAGGUCCUGCAAAAGCAUGCAGGCCUCAGUUUGGAGACUGCGAGCCAGCGCUUGCGGCUGCUUCAGCGCACGCAGCGCUAUAUUUGUGACACCUGGGGUUAG